GUUUCUGGAGAAUCUGCUGCAGUUCUUUAGACUGUCACACCCGCUGCUUUUUGUCUCUGCAAGCAAAACUCAGCAGUUGUCUAAAGGGGGCAGCAGGGGUGAGACUGGGCGAGAGCAGAGGAGAGAUGGCAUGAGAAAUCUUUGUCCUGAAUGGGCUGUGUGUGUAGUGGACUUUUAACUCCUCUCACCUAAAAUCAUCAGCAAACACUGUAACCACUGAGUCAUCGCGCGAUGAAAUACUUAUUUGGAAUCUUGGUGGUAAUCUCAUCGUUGACCGUCAGCAUCUGCAAUAAGCAUUAUGGAAUGCAGUACUCCUCAUUAGGUGCGUCUCUGAGCUGCUAUAAGUGCUCGGAUUACUACGGCGGCCGGUGUGGGAAAAUCCAGGAGUGCACUUAUGAAGACUCGUGUUUGUCUCUGCAUGAGAAAGGAGGGAAAACGAUCAGGCAGUGCAUUAGGUACACGGACUGUGACAACUCCCGGCUGACUCAGAUGUUUCCAGCGGUGUCUGGAUUUACGUACCGCUGCUGUAACACAAACUUAUGUAACAGCGGGCACAGGAACGCGGCCAUCCUCAGUGUGUUUAUCUCUCUGCUCAGCAUAUGGUGGAGCUACUUCUGCUAACCUUCCCACCAUAUCACAGAAAUGUACUGGUCUUACGUACAGUAAUGGUAAUAGGAUGUGUAUCAUAAUUUUAACGUGUUCUAAUAAGUUUAACUUGAUUUAAUAUAUAAACACAUAUAUAAACCCAAAUAGAAUGCUAAUGAUAAGUUGUAAUUGAAUUUGCAUGUUGCUGGGUACUGAUGGAAAUAACAAUUAAAAGCUCUGUGUUUCAGAAGGUAUGUGUAUUUUUGCAUUAUUAACAUGGUUAAUUGGGUAACCUCUGUUCAUACUUGGUGCAUGCAAUUUUGAAGAGAUUGUGUCUAUUUAUCUUCUAAUCAUGUUUAGCUUGUGGCAGCUACGUAACAGGUGUUGUUUCACUAGGGACACAUCCUCACAACUUUUUAAAAUAGUAGAUCGUUUUAAAAACAUG
Messenger RNA from Tachysurus fulvidraco (yellow catfish), 1030 nucleotides. It is a transcript of the gene cd59b, whose product is annotated as CD59 molecule (CD59 blood group). The record is from RefSeq and is a predicted model, not a curated record. Lineage: Eukaryota; Metazoa; Chordata; Actinopteri; Siluriformes; Bagridae. Bases 232 to 621 code for a protein of 129 amino acids. The transcript is spliced from 5 exons.